This is a messenger RNA of Nicotiana tabacum (common tobacco), 799 nucleotides long. Its product is annotated as zinc finger protein ZAT12-like. The record is from RefSeq and is a predicted model, not a curated record. NCBI's taxonomy places the organism in Eukaryota, Viridiplantae, Streptophyta, Magnoliopsida, Solanales, Solanaceae.
UAACCUCGUUCUCAUAUUUCUCUAAAAGUUUCAAAUUUGGUAUACAAUAAGACAUCUUAGUAUCUUCAUUGUUUUUUCUCCAUCAAUAUUAUGAAUGCCAUGAAAAGAAACAGAGAAGAGGAUAGGCAAGUGGAAGCACAAGCCAUGGCUAAUUGCGCUUUAAUGCUUUUGUCUCGCUUAAAUGAUAUUGCUUCAUCAAAUAAUCACAAUGAGUUCGAAUGCAAGACUUGCAAUAAACGUUUUCCAUCUUUCCAAGCUCUUGGCGGCCACCGUGCAAGUCAUAAACGGCCAAGAUUACUUAUCGGAGCCGGAGAUUUUCUUGUUCAAUCCAAAAAGAAUAAAAUGCAUGAGUGUUCUAUUUGUGGUAUGGAGUUCUCUUUGGGUCAAGCAUUAGGCGGCCACAUGAGGCGUCACCGUGAUGAAAUUAAUAAAACGUCGACGGCAGCCGGAAAGACGAUUAUUCCGGUCGCCGGAAAGACGAUGAUUCCGGUAUUGAAGAAGUCAAAUAGCAGCAAAAGAAUUUUCUGCGUCUUGGACUUGAACUUAACCCCUGAUGUAGAUGUUGAAUUGAAGUUAUGGCCGACGGCACCAGUUUUAUCUCCUGUUUUGCGAAUCUUUAUUUAGGAUUAGCAGAAGUUGAUUUGCUAAUCUUUUCGCGUUCUUCCCUCGUAUAUUUACAACAACAAGAGACCCCGAUAGGGUCUGGGAUAGUAGUUUGUACGCACACCUUACUCUUGUAUAUUUUCAUAAUUCAAUUGAUUCUUUCACACAACAUGGUAUCAAAGCAUACAUUUAUUUA